AUGCAUUUGGCUUUCUCCACGAAAGAGUUAGGCUUUCUUUCUUACUUCCUGGGUAUUUUUGUUCAGACUCACUCUCAUGGUCUUUCCUUAUCUCAACAAAAAUAUGCUGGGAAACUCCUCCUUAAAGCUGGUUUAGUGGAUUGCAAACCUUGUUUUACUCCACUUGCUGCUCAUCCUUCUAUAACUCCUACUGAUACCUUACCUUUUUCUCAACCAUCAUUUUACAGAAGUCUAGUUGGGGGCCUCCAGUAUUUAACCAUUACUCGACUUGAUUUGGGUUUGGCUGUCAAUCAGGCUUGCCAACAUAUGCAAGCCCCUGCUAAUGGUCAUUUUGCUCAGGUCAAGUGCUUGCUUCGCUAUGUUAAGGGCAUUUUACAUUAUGGUCUCUCUUUUAGCCCUGGCCCUUUUCUUCUUCAAGCCUUUACUGAUUCAAAUUGGGCUAGUGACUGCUUGGAUCGUCGCUCCACAUCUGGUUUUUGUGUAUAUCUUGGUCCUUAUCUACUUUCUUGGUCUGUUAAGAAGCAACCAACUGUCUCUCGCUCAUCCACUGAGGCAGAGUACCGGUCUAUGGCCUAUACAACCGCUGAACUCUGUUGGAUACAAUAG
Camellia sinensis is the source of this 606-nucleotide messenger RNA. The record is from RefSeq and is a predicted model, not a curated record. Lineage: Eukaryota; Viridiplantae; Streptophyta; Magnoliopsida; Ericales; Theaceae.